AUGUGGCGUUCAGUUUACCAAGCAAGGCUAAUACCACAGGUAUCUAGAGGUUUAGUGAGGUCUAGACCUGUUUCUUCAAGAUUAGGUCUUCCAACAUUAGCACGAUUUUACAACAAUGGUCCAACAUAUCGUAGAUUUAACAAUAGUUACGGUGGGUAUAAUGGAGGUUGGUCUAUAUCCAGGAUUCUUUUAAAUAGAACUUCUAGGAACUAUCUGACGUUUUUUUUGGGUGGUUCAGUUGUAUUUUAUGUUGCUAAUCUGGAAGAAGCACCGGUAACUGGAAGAAAGAGAUGCAUUUGGAUCCCCAGAUCAUUAGAGUUGAAGAUUGGUGAUUACUCAUACAAGUCAAUUAUGAGAGAGAGUGGUAGGUAUAUCUUACCCGAAUCACAUCCUUUGACAAAAAAAGUCGAAAAUGUAUUCUCUAGAAUUCUUGAAGCUGCCUAUAAGGAUCCAAGUGUCGAUAAAACACUACUAGAUGGUAUAAAUUGGCAGAUACAUGUGGUUAAUGAUCCAAAGGGCCCUCCAAAUGCAUUUGUUUUACCUGGAGGUAAAGUCUUUGUAUAUUCUUCAAUUUUACCAAUUUGUAAAAAUGACGACGGUUUGGCAACUGUCCUGUCUCAUGAAUUCUCACAUCAAUUGGCUAGACAUACAGCUGAAAAUCUAUCAAAAGCACCUAUCUAUUCGAUGAUCGGAAUAGUAAUGUAUACUAUUACAGGUGUAGAUGUGAUCAAUAAUUUAUUAUUGGACGGUUUAUUAAGAAUGCCUGCAUCAAGGCAAAUGGAAACGGAAGCCGAUUAUAUAGGUUUAAUGAUAAUGGCUAGAGCCUGCUUCAAUCCAGAUGAAUCGAUAAGAUUAUGGAAGAGGAUGUCAGAGUUUGAAAAGUCUCAUCAUCUUGGAGCUAAUGGUAUUCUAGAAUUUUUGUCUACACAUCCAGCAAGCGAUACAAGAAUCCAAAAUAUGCAUAAAUGGUUGGGUAAGGCAAAACAAAUUUAUGAAGAAUCUGAUUGUAGUUCUAUUAGAGGCUACUAUUCAGGUUUAAAAAACUCCAUAUUUGGUAAUGACAAACCAGAAUUUCAAAUAGUGAGAUUUUAA
This is a messenger RNA of Vanderwaltozyma polyspora DSM 70294, 1092 nucleotides long. It is a transcript of the gene OMA1, whose product is annotated as metalloendopeptidase. The record is from RefSeq and is a predicted model, not a curated record. Gene Ontology annotation, cellular component: mitochondrial inner membrane. The transcript has a single exon. Lineage: Eukaryota; Fungi; Ascomycota; Saccharomycetes; Saccharomycetales; Saccharomycetaceae. Bases 1 to 1092 code for a protein of 363 amino acids. Gene Ontology annotation, biological process: protein quality control for misfolded or incompletely synthesized proteins; mitochondrial protein processing. Gene Ontology annotation, molecular function: metalloendopeptidase activity.